AUGGAAGAAAAGAAGACAAGUGAUACUGAGAAAUCUGGCACUACAGACGAAAAAGCAGCUGCCGGUGAAUCUGAAACUGCGACAUCAUCGGAAAAGAAGGAAUCAGAAUUUCAUCUUCCAAGCUUACCAUCGUUUGACAAUACGUUCCAAAAUAUAAAAGGAAAAUUGGGUUUGGAAAAAACCAAAUCGCACGAAACGGAUAAAACGGAACAACUAGAUGCAGUGUGCGAGAAAGAAGCUGAUUCUGCAACGAAAGUCAAGCCGUCUACAACGAAUCAUGAAAAAGAAGUCUCUUCUGAGGUGAUCCCAUCUAGUGACCAUGUGAACGAGUCGCUUAAACUUUGA
This is a messenger RNA of Rotaria socialis, 345 nucleotides long. The record is from the annotation of a GenBank genome assembly. Lineage: Eukaryota; Metazoa; Rotifera; Eurotatoria; Philodinida; Philodinidae.